CUGGGUUUUCCUUUUGUGGAUUUGUCUCCAUGGAUAUUCAUUUUCGUUUGGAUAGAUUUGAGUUAGGGUUUCAUGGCUACGAUCGGGUUUUCCAUUUGUGGAUUUGUCUUUUGGUUUUGUGGAUAUGAGUUCGUUCUUCUGUGGAUGUUAUUUCUGGGUUUUGUGGAUAUGCUUUGUGUUCAUUCUGAUAUUAGUUCUGUUAGGCAAGAUAUGCGUUCUGUUCCUUCUGGAUAUCCGUUAUUUAUUGACUGUGUUGUCGUUUGAUGUAUCUUGAUAUUUGUUUAUUUUGAUCAUGAUAUCAGUUAUGACUUUCUUGGAUAGUUGUUUGAUUGGAUCUGGGUAUUUGUAUGUGCAGAUAUUUAACAAUGGCAAGGACUAAAACAACCAAGAGGAAACAGCGACCGACUCCACGACAGCCACCACCACCGCCCCAGCCAGAUGAAAAUGAAGAAGAAGAAAAUGUUGAAGUCGAAGAAGAAGGAGCUGCUAAAGAAGCUGCUGAAGUCGAAUCAGGUGGAAGUGCAGAAGAAGAUGCUGAAGCUGAAGUAGAAGGAGCUGAACAAGGAGCAACUCGAGGUCAAAGCAAGGCGAGGUACAGAUUUCGGUGCACUCUAAAUCUCUGCUACAUGUUAUAAUCUGUUUUGUGUGCGUUCUGAUAUUAUUUAUUUUGAUUCUGGAUAUCCAUUGUGUGUUGCUUGGAUUGUUUCUUUGAUAUUUCUGGAUAAUUGUUUUUAAUCAGCAUGAUAUGGGUUCUGACUUGCCUGGAUAAUUGUUUGAUAUAUCUGGAUAUUGAUUUUGGACAAGUAUGAUAUCCGUUGUGACUUGGCUGGAUAAUUGUUUGAUAUAUCUGGAUAUGUGUUAUUAACCAGCAUGAUAUAUGUUGUGACAUGCCUGGAUAAUUGUUUGAUAUAUCUGGAUUUUUGUUUUUUAUCAGCGUGAUAUCCGUUGUGACUUGGCUGGAUAAUUGUUUGAUAUAUAUGGAUAUGUGUUAUUACCAGCAUGAUAUAUGUUGUGACAUGCCUGGAUAAUUGUUUGAUAUAUCUGGAUAUUGAUUUUGGACAAGCAUGAUAUCCGUUGGGACUUGGCUGGAUAAUUGUUUGAUAUAUCUGGAUAUGUGUUAUUAACCAGCAUGACAUAUGUUGUGACAUGUCUGGAUAAUUGUUUGAUAUAUCUGGAUUUUUAUUUUUUAUCAGCAUGAUAUCCGUUGUGACUUGGCUGGAUAAUUGUUUGAUAUAUAUGGAUAUGUGUUAUUAACCAGCAUGAUAUAUGUUGUGACAUGCCUGGAUAAUUGUUUGAUAUAUCUGGAUAUUGGUUUUUGAUGAGCAUGAUAUCCGUUGUGACUUGGCUGGAUAAUUGUUUGAUAUAUAUGGAUAUGUGUUAUUAACCAGCAUGAUAUAUGUUGUGAGUUGCCUGGUUAAUUGUUUGAUAUAUCUCGAUAUUUGUUCGUGCAGGGCUAAGCUCACCGUGAAGAGACCACGACAAAAUCCAUCGCCGUCACCACCGCCACAGCUAGAGGAGGAUGAGGAAGAAGAAGAUGCUGAACUCGCAGCUCAAGUUCGUGCACAGGCCCGCGUUCCACAGGCCCACGUUCUAGGACAAAGCAAGCCGUGGUACAGAUUUCGGUGCCACACCAAAUCUCUGCUAGAUGUUAUAAAAUACUGGAAGGAAGAGCCAAGGUACUACGAAGCAUGCAAGAAGGAGUUGGAGAAGGCAGGAUUUGGAGGGCUAUUGGAGCUUCCGGAUUUGGAGGGCUAUUGGAGCUUCGUCUGGCAAAUGUUCCUAAGAAGUUGUUCGAUUCCUUGAUGGCACAGUUUGAUGUGCAGACCCAUUCAUUCAUUUUCGGUGAAGGGGAUAACAAGAAGGUGCUUACCAUCGAAGCUGAGGAUGUUGCCCGUGUAUAUGGGCUGCCUAUUGGUGGUGCUGAGAUUGAUGUCGUCAAGUCUAACGACAAGAUGCUUGAAAUGUUCAAGGAGGAGCUCAACAUGGAGUGUACUCGUAGUCGAAAUGUAGAAGUUAUGGAUCUUAGAGAGGAAGCAUGUGGUGGUCCAGAUGAUGCACCGAAAAGGAGACCACCUGUUUCAGCAGCGGUGAAGCAAUUUUUGUUGCUUGCUCUUGGUUCAAUGCUUGCCCCAAAGAUGUCCAAACUUUGUGAUCUCGAUUAUGCAGAGUACAUGGUUGGAAGGAUGGAGGACAUUGCCACUUUUAAUUGGAGUGGUUUUGUUGCUCGUAAUCUGAAGUUUGAGUUGGGUCGGGUUAAGGAAAAUGAAGCUGAUGCUAGGGCGCGUGGGAAACAGCAAUGGCCCCUCGGAGAUAUCCACUUCUUAAUGAUCCAUUUGCUAGACUUCCUUAAUGUGAGAGGGUUUGCCACCAAAACCAUCCCGACAUGCAGCUAUUGGUUCGACCCAAGGGUGGAUAAGGUGUGCUCAAAUAUCCCCAAGGUAGCUGACAAAUAUAUCAUGGGUCCCAUGUUGUUGUCAAGGGAAGAAGUGAGAUCCCGCUUCCGUCCAGAGCGUGUCAGGAGGGAUUGGGAAUCAGGAUCGAGCAGCUCGGCUCCUGCUACUGAUUGGUGGGCGGAUGUCGACUUGGAAUCCCUUGAGGACGAUGAGCUUAAGGCAUUGGAGUCAUUGACUGAAAAAAUGGUGGAUGUAUGGGAAACAAGGCGGGAUAGAAUCUGGAGAGUCGUCAUUAUGCGCCAUCAAGGAAACAAUUGAACUUUGCAAUUCUCUUCUGUUUAAGUGGUUGUAAUGUUAUUGUUAGGAUGUUAUAUUUGCCAUGUUGGAAUGGCUGAACAAAAGUUUGUUUUCUUGUUAAGAAUCUGUUACUUUUAUGUAUUGUUGGUUCUGGAUACUAUUUCUUUUCAUGAUUGCUUUGAACAAAAGUUUGUUUACUGU
Messenger RNA from Linum trigynum, 2891 nucleotides. Lineage: Eukaryota; Viridiplantae; Streptophyta; Magnoliopsida; Malpighiales; Linaceae. The record is from the annotation of a GenBank genome assembly.